Molecule: messenger RNA, 1085 nt
Organism: Lotus japonicus
Lineage: Eukaryota; Viridiplantae; Streptophyta; Magnoliopsida; Fabales; Fabaceae
Product: protein HEADING DATE REPRESSOR 1
Exons: 3
Coding region: 270-890 (206 amino acids)
Biological process (GO): regulation of flower development
Source: RefSeq, a predicted model, not a curated record
AUGAUCUGACCAUCUUGGUCCCAGACAAUUAUCAGCAUAUGCUUGUAACUUAACUUGUAAGGUUGUUGAUGACCUUUUGGAUGGUUUGGUUGGUACUUGGUGGCAAAGAUCAAGGAGAAAAGCCAAACAGCACCUCCUAAGAAAUCUCUCUCUCUUCUUUCUUUAUGCCAGUGUUGAAGUUGUGAGCUUGAAGCAUCUGGUUCUGCGUUUUUAUCCUUGUAUGGAAAUUCGUGGUAGAGACAGGAAAAUGGUUAUGGAUGAUGCUUUGAAUGCUUUCUCUCCUGUCUCAACCCCUAGAUUUGACUGGAAAUCCAGAAGGAGAUCAGAAUUGUAACUUGUUAACCACAGCUAGCGGGAGGAACUUAGAGGUAUCGGUAGACACUGCUAAAACACCACCCACCAAGCAGGAAGAUACUCCUCCUCCUAAUGUGGAGAUGCAGGACGCAUCAGCGGUUACUGAGCUUGAGCUUUCUGAGCGUCGAAAGGCCUUGUUUGAACCAUUAGAACCUAUAAAGAACAUCAAUGGCCGACGACCCUCUGCUGAGUCUCUGCUUCCUCCCCCUGAUUUUGACGCCGCAAACUAUCCAAAGGGAUGGCUCAUCGGAAAGAAGCGAAAGCUUGUCAAUGUGGAUGUCGUUGAAAGCAUGCGAAGGAUUGCCAUCCAAGAAAUGAACAGAAAGGACAGGGAAAUUGACGGGCUAAAUGAACAACUUGAUGAGGAUUCACGAUGCCUUGAGCACUUGCAAAUCCAGCUUGUGGAAGAACGAAGCAAACGUGCUCGAGUGGAAAGAGAUAAUGCAAUGCUGCAAGAGCAAGUGAACAUGCUUAUGAACAUGUUACAAGAAACUGAGCCAAUGGGAGAUGAAGAUCAAGACCAAGAAGAACCUUAAACUGUAUCAUACCCCUUUUGAGCUUGUGUGUAUUAAAAUUCUUUAUUAGACUUUGCCCAGAAUGUUUGUUAGGUUGGGCGUAUCAUGUUUUUACAGUGAUUAGAGUGCAUAAUAGUUAUAUGGGCUAUGGAGACAACCAAACGCUACUUGAAACUAUUUAUAUGUCUUAAAUAAAAAAUUGUAUAUCUUUUAGUA